Molecule: messenger RNA, 1269 nt
Organism: Tetrahymena thermophila SB210
Lineage: Eukaryota; Ciliophora; Oligohymenophorea; Hymenostomatida; Tetrahymenidae
Exons: 1
Source: RefSeq, a predicted model, not a curated record
AUGAGAAUAGGAUUUAUACCUGAUAGAAGGAAUUUAGGAGGAAAGAAAGAUAUAGAUAAUUUAUAAAAAAACCAUUUAUUGGCUCUUAUAAAUGCAAAGAGUAUAACCAAUAAUAAAGUAGCUCCUAUUAAGCCAAUUGCUCAUUAAAAAAAAUCAAGAUAAAAAAGCUUAGGUUAAAUUUAAAUAGAAUUCAGAGAGGUUUAUGAAUCUUAAAAAAGAGUGCUAAAUCUAAAAAAAGGAGGAAUAGAUAAUACAUAGCCUGUGUGCUUUGAUAGAAAAAAUUUUAUUAAGAAUAGAGCAUGUUUGGCUAAGGAUAUUUAAACACAAGACCAUUAAAGAAAUAUUAUUUCAUUAUCAAAAAAGUUAAAUGGUAUUUAAUAUAAGUCUGAAUAAAAUAUACAAAAAAUGAAGGAAGAAUAAAUGAAGCAGUAGACUCUUUCUUCUAAAUUUCAUAGCAGACAUGACCAUAGCUUAUUUUAAAAUUCAGAUGCAUAUAGUAUUUUAAGAGGACGCCCAUAAAGCGCUAGCACCAAAAGCUCUGUAAAAGGAUUUAAACAGUCCUUAAAGCAGUCUAUAGAUUAUUCAUAGAUUGAAGUAUAAGAUAUUUUAGUUCCAGUAAACUAUGCAUACAAAAAUAAAUCUUAUGCUGAUUUAAACUUAAAAAAAAAUCAAUCACAUUUAGUUUCAAUGGAUUACAGCGAAAUUCUUAUUUCAGAAAAUUAAACAAAUUUGAAUUCUCAAAACUUGAAAAACAACUAGGACAAUAACAACCAUAAAAAAAGCUAUAUAGAUUCAAAAGAAGAUUUUCUAAUAAGUGGAGCUCCAAAGGCAAGAAAAGAUAUAAACUUUUAGGCAUAUGAAAAUCAACCAGAUGAAGAAGAAGUUGAAUAUUUAUAUUAAAAAAAUAAAUCUGAAAACUCUAUUCAGUUAUUUGAGGGUUAACAGCUGAUCCAAAAUGAUAAGAAUUCUCAUAAAAACUCAUACCAUAAUAGUGUACCUAUAAAUUAAAACAAUUAAAUGGGUACAUAAAAUCAAUAACCAAAGCCUAUUUAAUAGGCCAUCCCUUUUAUAACAAUUGUUGAAAAUAAUGACCCAUAUACUGAGCUUAGAAGAAGUUUGUUAAAUGUCAUAAUGGAUUAUAAGUUAUAUGAUAAAGAAUAGAUGAUGGAUUUAGCAAAUAUGGUUAAAAAGAAGAAUCCUCAUUUAGAUUUAAAAUAAAUUUAAGGAGUUUGUAGAAAUAUUGUUAUAAGACUUUAUGGAGAGCUUUGA